Aspergillus heteromorphus CBS 117.55 is the source of this 410-nucleotide messenger RNA. RefSeq lists its product as uncharacterized. Bases 73 to 345 code for a protein of 90 amino acids. NCBI's taxonomy places the organism in Eukaryota, Fungi, Ascomycota, Eurotiomycetes, Eurotiales, Aspergillaceae. The transcript has a single exon. The record is from RefSeq and is a predicted model, not a curated record.
CUCUCCCGGCCGACGGUGUACAGGCCAAAAUACCCUCCCAGCUCAUCCGCACCACUCUACGGAGUACUUCCAAUGCUUGCACCGCACGCACACCCAGACCACAUGAGACAAGGUACCAGCACCAGCAUCAGCACCAACACCCGACUCCAAUUCCGACCUGCACCUGCACCUGCACUACACAAUUGUAAUUCAAGCAUAACCAAGCCAAACCAAGCCAAGCCAAGCCAAGCCACGACACCCCAACCCAGGCUGCAUCAAAGGAAGAACCAACCAUCCAUCCAGUCCAAUUCAGUCCAGCAGUGCAGUGCAAUGCAAUCCAGGCAAAGAGAUCCUCCGGUCCGGUAGGUAGGUAGGAAGCAAAGCAAAGCAAAUCAAAGCAAACCAAUCCCGGAAGUUGGAGCAGAGCAGCG